ACGUUGACGAGUGCCAGGUCCACAACGGGGGCUGCCAGCACCGGUGCGUGAACACCCUGGGCUCUUACUACUGCGAGUGCAAGCCUGGCUUUCGGCUGCACGCGGACGGCCCCUGCCUCGCCGUGCCCUCCUGCGCCCUCAACAACGGCGGCUGCGAGCACGACUGCGUGCAGGUGACGCUGGCACAGCACCGCUGCCAGUGCCGCCACAACCACCAGCUGCGGGAGGACGGCAAGAGCUGCGUCCUGAGGAACCCCUGCGCUGACAGGAAUGGGGGCUGCAUGCACCGCUGCCACAACCACCGAGGGACGGCGCGCUGUGACUGCCACCCCGGCUACCGGCUGGCGGCCGACAACAGGGCCUGCGAAGACGUGAACGAAUGCCUGACGGGAGCAGCCCUGUGCGCUCACCAGUGCCUGAACACGCGCGGCUCCUUCAAGUGCACUUGCAACCCGGGCUACGAGCUGGGGGCGGACGGCAAGCGAUGCUACCGGAUAGAAAUGGAGAUCGUCAACAGCUGCGAGGCCAACAACGGUGGCUGCUCCCACAGCUGCCACCACACCAGCUCCGGCCCGGUCUGUACCUGUAAUUUCGGCUAUCGGCUCGAGCAGGACCGGAAGACGUGCACUGACAUCAACGAGUGCGACAGCGGCUCCCACUGCUGCCAGCAGGACUGCUACGAUUACCCCGGCGGCUACGAGUGCGCCUGCUACGCUGGCUACCGGCUCAGCGCCGACGGCUGCGGCUGCGAUGAUGUGGACGAGUGCUCGUCAAACAACGGCGGGUGCGAGCACACGUGCCUGAACCAAAUGGGCUCCUUCCAGUGCGGCUGCGAGCUGGGACACAAACUGGACGAGGACCAGAGGAGCUGCAUCCCCAUAGAGGACCUCGUGGAAGCUCUGGACGGCCAGCGCCCCAUGAUCCGCCCCAUCCCUCACGUCGCGAUCCUGCGGGAUGAGUUCACCCAGCUCUUCAACGACGACUACGAAGAGGAGGAGGAAGGGAUGGAAGCGAGGGGAGAGCACACGCUCUCAGAAAAAUUCGUCUGCCUGGAGCGCACCUUCGGCCCCGACUGCAGCCUGACCUGCCAGGACUGCCAAAACGGGGCUGUGUGCAAUGCCGAGGAGUCUGGCUGUGACUGCCCGGCCGGCUGGACCGGCGUCCUCUGCAACCAGACUUGUCCGGCCGGCACCUUUGGGAGGAACUGCAGCCAGCUCUGCCAAUGCCAGAACGGCGGCACCUGCGACCCCGCCACCGGUGCCUGCCGCUGCCCGCCCGGUGUGGCUGGAGAGCUCUGCCAGGACGGGUGCCCUAAAGGGUUUUUUGGGAGACAGUGCAGGAAGAAGUGCAACUGCGCCAACCGGGGCCGUUGCCAUCGGAUUUACGGAGCCUGCCUGUGCGACCCUGGCUUGUACGGACGGUACUGCCAUUUAGCUUGCCCCAAGUGGGCAUUCGGCCCCGGCUGCUCCGAGGAGUGCCAGUGCGUGCAGCACAACACCCAGGACUGCGACAAGAGGGACGGCUCCUGCCGCUGCAAACCCGGCUACCGCGGCAAGCGCUGCGAGAGCGGCUGUGACCCUGGCUAUUACGGGGAUGGCUGCAAGAGGAAGUGUAGCUGCUCUGCAGAGGCGUCGUGCGACCACGUCACGGGCGAGUGCAGGAAGGAAUGUCCCCAGGGCUACCACGGGCAGGACUGCGACCAGGCACCCGGCUUCACCGGCCACCGCUGCCAGGACGUGUGUCCCCCGGGCUGGUUGGGCCUUGGCUGCCAGCAGAGCUGCAGCUGCAGCAACGAGGGACAUUGCCAUCCAGUGAUGGGGACCUGCAGCUGCGCGCCCGGCUGGACGGGGUACAACUGCCAGAGAGCCUGCGACGCCGGGCGCUGGGGUCCCGACUGCACCCACGCCUGCAACUGCAGCAACGGGGACGGGAGCUGCAACGCGGAGACGGGGCAGUGCAUCUGCGAGGCUGGGUACACCGGCCCCCGCUGCGACCAGA
Molecule: messenger RNA, 1998 nt
Organism: Mesitornis unicolor (brown roatelo)
Lineage: Eukaryota; Metazoa; Chordata; Aves; Mesitornithiformes; Mesitornithidae
Gene: MEGF6
Product: multiple EGF-like-domains 6
Exons: 16
Molecular function (GO): calcium ion binding
Source: RefSeq, a predicted model, not a curated record